This is a messenger RNA of Balaenoptera acutorostrata (minke whale), 449 nucleotides long. RefSeq names its product histone H2B type 2-F. The transcript has a single exon. The record is from RefSeq and is a predicted model, not a curated record. Bases 39 to 419 code for a protein of 126 amino acids. NCBI's taxonomy places the organism in Eukaryota, Metazoa, Chordata, Mammalia, Artiodactyla, Balaenopteridae. Gene Ontology annotation, molecular function: protein heterodimerization activity; structural constituent of chromatin; DNA binding. Gene Ontology annotation, cellular component: nucleosome.
UCACUUCUACUGGCGUGUGGGGAUUCUCCUGUGCGAAAAUGCCGGAUCCAGCAAAAUCUGCUCCUGCUCCUAAGAAAGGUUCUAAAAAGGCUGUCACGAAAGUGCAGAAGAAAGACGGUAAGAAGCGCAAGCGCAGCCGGAAGGAGAGCUAUUCUGUUUAUGUAUAUAAGGUGCUGAAGCAGGUUCAUCCAGAUACCGGCAUUUCGUCGAAGGCCAUGGGCAUCAUGAACUCCUUCGUGAACGAUAUUUUCGAGCGCAUCGCGGGCGAAGCGUCGCGCCUGGCGCAUUACAACAAGCGCUCGACUAUCACGUCCCGGGAGAUCCAGACAGCUGUGCGCCUUCUGCUGCCCGGCGAGCUAGCCAAGCAUGCCGUGUCCGAAGGCACCAAGGCGGUCACCAAAUACACCAGUUCGAAGUAAGCGUGAAAGAGACGGACUAGAACAUCUUAU